This is a messenger RNA of Trichogramma pretiosum, 969 nucleotides long. RefSeq lists its product as uncharacterized. The transcript is spliced from 3 exons. Lineage: Eukaryota; Metazoa; Arthropoda; Insecta; Hymenoptera; Trichogrammatidae. The coding region runs from base 381 to 785 and encodes 134 amino acids. The record is from RefSeq and is a predicted model, not a curated record.
UAUUGUACUGAUCAGCAUAGCAUGAGGGAGGGCUUUAAAGCGCCUUCGAGUCGAUCCUAUGAAUCCGCAUCGUUAUUACUUUUUCAACGUGAAUUACCGUUAAUCUAUCUCGUCUCUUUCGAUAAAUAAAAGAGCCGAUCGUCGACGCUGUUCUCAGCCGAUCUCGAUGAAUUUUUAUUUCAUUACUUUUUAAAUUGGAUCAUUAGAUCGAGUGCGGUACACAAUUUCUGUGCGGUUCAAAAUGAUAUCAAGUAAUCCCGAUUUGAUUUAUCGAGAGAUAGACGUCGCCCGUCGUUAUUGAAUUAGCUGGUACUACGAAAACUCAGUGGUAGCUGGAAAAUUUCGAAUACACUGGUGAAAAUUUCAUUCGCGCGGAUAAUAUGGUUUUGAGUGGUCCGCAUCCUGGAUUCGCUGCAGUAUUAAUUAUUAUUUGUAUGAUUCACGGUCUGCUGGGCAUGGCAUUGAAUGACGAUUCCAUGGAUCCUUUGGACGUGCAGUUAGAAACUUAUUCAAAUGAAGAGCCUCGAGUUCUUCCGAAAAGAGCGGCUCUUUUACUGGACAAGCUACUGGUUGCGUUGCAAAAAGCUGUUGAUAAGGAUGAAAUCGGAAAAGAAGGAUCCAAGUCUUACGCGCGAAUGCAAUCAGAUUUUCCCGAUUUUCCAGAGUCACAAAAAUUUUUAUUAGCGGAUGACAAAACGAUGGAUCUCCAGCGCCGUGGUCAAGCCAAGGGACGAGUUUACUGGCGUUGUUACUUCAACGCUGUUACGUGCUUCAAGAAAAAGUAGUGUUAAUACUGCGGCACUGACAUAAGACUGUGCGGCAACGGCAAGACUUUCUACAUCGACUAAUUCGGAAUCAGAAAAUUGAAAAAGCUCAAGUUUUUAUGGCUUUUUUUAAAAUCAACUUUAAUCAUUGAUCUUCUAUGCAAAUUGUUUUUUCAAGUAUAAUAUCAUCAUCUGGAUAUCAUCC